Molecule: messenger RNA, 876 nt
Organism: Ostertagia ostertagi
Lineage: Eukaryota; Metazoa; Nematoda; Chromadorea; Rhabditida; Trichostrongylidae
Source: the annotation of a GenBank genome assembly
AUGGAUGCCAAUGAUAGUAAAGUAACUCAGAAUACCGACGAGACUGUCAAAGAAAACGGCCACUUCAACAAGGGAAACGAGGACAAGAAGAUCUUUGUUGGGGGAAUCGCAUACGAUGUGCUCAAUGAAGAUCUCACCAAUCAUUUCCAACAGUUUGGAGAGGUCGCUCAGGCCCAGGUGAAAUUCGACCGAGUCACUGGCCGUUCAAGAGGCUUUGCCUUUGUCGAGUUUGCGACUGGAGAGGGUUGUAAGGCAGCACUUGCCGCUCGCGAACAAACCAUCAAGAACAAGCAGGUUGAAGUGAAGCCCGCGAAGUCGAGAGAAAACAAGAAAGUGUUUGUUGGUGGUUUGCCAUCCGACUACAACGAGGGCGAGCUCCGAACUCACUUCGAACAAUUUGGAAAGGUUGAGGACAUUGAGUGGCCUUUCGACAAGCAGACCAAAAUGCGCCGCAACUUUGCGUUCAUCGUUUUCGAGGAAGAAGAGGCAGCUGAUAAAGCUUCGGCUCAAGCGAAGCAAACCUUCGGAACUCGCGAAUGUGACGUGAAGAAAGCAGUGCCUCAGGGCAAGCGUUUUGCUGCGAUGGGUGGUCGUGGCAACGGAAUGCGACCCUAUGGUGGAAGAGGUGGUGUUAAUGGAGGAGCUGCUUGGUAUGGAGCCUGGGGUCAGAUGGGAAUGCCUUAUGGUGCAGGAGCAGCAUGGGGAGACUGGUACGGUGCAGCAAAUUCCUUCUAUGGUCAACAGAACGGUGCCGCAGCGUACGGAAAUGCAUAUGGUGCAGCAGGUGCGGGAUAUGACGCGUUCCAACAAGGAGCUCGUCAGAAUGGUAAUGCAACCGGACAACGCUAUCAACAGGCUGCUCAGCAGCAGUACUGA